AUGAAUAAACUAAGAUCUAUUCUCACAUCCAAACCACCAACAGGGACACCAGCAGAGCCAACAAAGUCAUACCAACCCCGUCCAAAUCCCACGGGAACACUCCCACCACCGACUCCAGCAUAUUCGAAAAAUCCUCCACGCCUGAUUCUUAUCGGUGGCGGGUCCCGCGGGCAAGCCCUCGCUCGCGCCAUCGUUCACGGCUCGAAUGGACAUCUCGUCGCGAUAGCCGAGCCUGAUCCCAUUAGACGGCGACAGGUAGGAAGGCACUGCAUCUGGGGCAUCGAAGAGCCGUCGGAGGGGGAGGAGUUUGAAGGGUGGGGACAGUUCCUCGAGUGGGAACUUGCUAGACGAGCUGGAGCUGCAGCAGCUCCGAUUGAUGAGACUGGGACCUCGAAAAUUAUCGAUGCCGCUGUUAUUUGUACGGCUGAUCAGACACAUCGCGAAAUUGUGCUGACGCUCGCGCCACUCGGUAUACAUCUCAUGUGUGAAAAACCGCUUGCUACGUCUCUACAAGAUCUAUUUGAUAUUUACCGCUUUCUUGGACCGAAGCAGGAUAUUGCUUUGCCGUCUGCGUCCGCGUCAGCGGGGAUAUUGUUUGCUGUCGGGCAUGGAAUGAGGUAUACGCCGCAUAACCAGCUGUUGCGGAAAUUGGUUCGCGAAGAUGAGGUUAUUGGGGAUGUUGUUUCGGUGGAACAUACAGAAAAUGUAGGGUGGUGGCAUUUUUGUCAUAGUUAUGUUCGUGGUAAUUGGCGGAAAGAAAAAACGUCCGGACCUUCGCUAUUGACGAAAUCCUGCCAUGAUAUUGACUUCUUACUCUGGCUUCUCGCUGAGCCAAAUCUUCCUCGGCCUGGAGAGGAACGAGCGCCUGUUCAUCUCCCAUCAAGUGUUUCUUCGUCGGGCUUGCUGAAGUUCUUUCGGCAGAAGCGUAAGCCACGCUCUGCUGGUAAUGCGACGAAUUGUUUGUCUUGUCCGGCUGAGCAGGAUUGCCAUUUCUCUGCGCACAAAAUUUACUGGGAAAAGGGUGUUUGUAUGGGGCUUGGUGGAUGGCCUGCUGAUGUUGUCCUACCUGAUAUUGAGGAUUUGCUGGAUAGUGGCGGACUUCAGGCUGUGAAGGAUAAGUUGGAUACAACACUCAUGGAGGAUUAUACGUCGAGCACGUCGGAGAAAGAAGUUUCUUCUCGGCAAUGGUACGGUCGUUGUGUAUUUGAGUCUGACAAUGACGUCUGUGACGAUCAAACUGUUCACAUUUCCUGGGACGAUGAUGAAGGAAAUGAUUUCUACGCAAAGUCCGCGACAUUCCACAUGACUGCUUUCACCGAGGGUGUAUGUACGAAGCAAAUGCGUAUAUUCGGGACAAAAGGCGAGAUAAGUACCGAUGGCGCAUUAGUUACUGUUCGCGAUUUUGUCACUGGGGAGACCAAGUCUAUUACUCCUCCUAUGAGUACAGGUGGGCAUUCAGGGGGUGAUUAUGGCUUGAUGAAGCAAUUUGUUCUUGCUGUUGACGCUGUCAAAAAUCAUGGCCUUGAGCUGGAAAGUUCCCAGAUUGAGUUUAUUGGGUGUACAAUGGAAGACAUCAUCAGGAGUCAUUCUUUGGUCUUUGCGGCGGAAGAGGCGAGGAAGUUGGGGGCUCAGGUGGACUGGAAGGAGUGGUGGAAAAGCAAUUUUCGCAAACAA
This is a messenger RNA of Penicillium argentinense, 1674 nucleotides long. RefSeq names its product Gfo/Idh/MocA family protein. The transcript is spliced from 2 exons. The record is from RefSeq and is a predicted model, not a curated record. The annotation marks the transcript as partial. Lineage: Eukaryota; Fungi; Ascomycota; Eurotiomycetes; Eurotiales; Aspergillaceae. Gene Ontology annotation, molecular function: nucleotide binding.